AUGGAGCCUCCUGCUUCCCAUGUCGACGCUUCCUCUUCCACCUCCCCGUCCACCACCACAUUCGCACCCAACGGUCAACGGCGCAACUCCGCGACCAUGCGACAGCAUGCCCGCAACUCGAGUCGCAUCGCCGAUGCCGCCAGCCGGAUCAGCGACGACGAGGGCACCAAGACCGCGGUCAAAGUUGCUGUACGGGUACGACCGCCGCUGAAACCCUCCGACCCUGGAUUCGACCUCAUACCACAGCGCUUUCGAGAGAGCACAUGCGAAGUCUCCAACCGCACAAACCUCCUCGUCCAGACACAGAACCACGACAAGAAGCUCUUUGUAUUCGACCGCGUCUUUGACGAAGACACCACCCAGGAUGGAGUGUGGGAGUAUGUCAGUGACGGAGUCUCGUCCUUUGUCAAGGGCUACAACGUCUCCAUUCUCGCGUACGGCCAGUCAGGCGCUGGAAAGUCCUACACGAUGGGUACAUCAGGACCGCAGGACCAAGACAUGGCAGAGAAUCAAGGCAUUGUACCACGCGCAGCCCAGCUCUUGUUCGAUAAACUCAGUGGUACUCCCCCGAAACAAUCGGGCCUCCAGACACCGAAGCGAUACUCGACCCAACCCUUACCGACGUUGGGAAGCCUUGCAAAGGCUGCCAACGCUGGCUCAAAAGACUGGGAACUACGGGCAACAUACGUCGAGAUCUACCACGAGCAACUACGAGACCUGCUCGUACCGGAGUCGGUGCCGCAUCAGGACAGAGCUACGAUCGCGAUCCGAGAAGAUACCAAAGGCCGUAUCAUGCUUACCGGAUUGACCCAGGUUCCAAUCAAUUCAGCUGAAGAUGUGCUCAACGCCCUCAACUUCGGUUCGUCGAUUCGACAAACGGAUGCCACGGCAAUCAACGCUCGUUCCUCCCGAUCUCAUGCUGUUUUCAGUCUUCAGCUCAUACAGAAGAAGUCGGACGCAGCCGUGCCACCUACACCGAAACUCGACAAGCGGAGAUCGAUGCCAGUAGAGACCCUGGCCGCUGCCGCUGCUCAGAAUGGUGACGGCAUCGUCACAAUCGAUAGCAAGUUGCAUUUUGUGGAUUUGGCUGGCAGUGAACGUCUGAAGAACACUGGUGCAACUGGCGACCGAGCAAAGGAGGGUAUCUCGAUCAACGCUGGCCUCGCGAGUCUGGGCAAGGUCAUCUCACAGCUUUCUACGAAGCAAGGUCAAGGACACAUCUCGUAUCGCGACUCGAAGCUCACGCGGCUGUUACAAGACUCUUUGGGAGGCAAUGCCAUCACUUUCAUGGUUGCGUGUGUCACACCGGCCAUAUUCCACCUCAGCGAGACCCUCAACACCGUCCACUACGCACAGCGCGCACGAGCGAUUCAGAGCAAGCCCAUCAUCCAGCAGACGCACGAAGAAGGCGACAAACAAGCAGCGAUCGACCGACUUCGCGCAGAAGUCAGUUUCCUACGUGGCCAAAUCGAUCGAACCGACAAGACCGUCGAGAAGAGCGAUCGACCCGAACGACGUGGCGGAAAGGAGGCCGAGCUUCAUACACAGCUCAUGGACAUGCAAGAGAACUACAAUGCGCUCAGUCAAAGACACGCGAAGCUCAUUGCAGAGAUCUCCAAAAGCAGGGACAGCGAAAGCGCAGAUACGCCGUUGCUGAACGAAGCUAUCGGGGAGAAUGCAAGCGAGCGUAUCAAGAGGUCGAACUCGUUCGCGGAAGCUGUCGAAGCUGUGGUUCUGGAGUAUGAGAAGACCAUUCAAAGCCUCGAGAGUUCGCUGUCGAAGACGCGCGCAUCGUUGGCAAGCACCGAAAGCACACUCAUGGAGAAGGAAACCCGAAUCGCAUACAUGGACACAAUCCAGCAGCAACUGCAGGCACGCGUCUCAAAGUACAUGGAGCGUGAGGCGAACUAUGAUUCGUACACUCGUGAUCUCGAGGACAAGAUGGAAGGCGCGACCGGAGAAGAGGAGCGCAAGGACACCAUGAUCGCUGAGCUUAGGAAGGAGCUUCUGCGUGUGCGUGAAAGCGAAGUCGGCGCCGAAGAUUACAUAUCCACACUCGAAGAGCGUCUUGCAGAGGCGGAGCAAGAUCAAGAGAUCAUGCAGCGCGAGAUUGACCGUCUGGAACAUGUCGUGGAGCGACAGAGGAGCAUUGGCCGACUCGACAAUCUUCUGGGCGAAUUGGACGGCGACCGAGCACAACAGCCAAAGACGAAUGGCGUGCACUCGCGCUCAGUGAGCCCCGAGCUGAACGGCCACGCUGACAAUUACGAUCCAUUUCGAACCACAGAAUCACCAACCAGCGUUCACACCAAUGCGGACCAGGCAGGUUCUGACGUUCCUGAUAACGUGUUGCCUGCACCAGAGAACGCUAGCAGCCCUGACCAGAACGAGUUUAUGGCAGAGAAGCUCGAGAGCCUAUCGUCAGAGUUCUUCGAGCUGCGAUCAGACCAUGAGGCUGUUCUCACAGACUACAGUAUUCUCCAACAGAAGUACCGUACUGCACUGGAGACACUGGCGAAAUUGGAGUACGACAAGGAGGCACCAAAGACUCCACAAGCGGAUGCCGAGAGCAGCAACCGAAGCUCUUUUUUAGCGGAGGCGGGGAUGGAGGACGAGGGAAAGGCUACAGACGGACAGCCUUCAUCCUCGCGCUCAUUUUCGCAGGAGUUGUCCUCGCGGGAGCAGUCGAGUUCUGGCGCAGACAUCGACAAGACACCGCAGAGUUCGAGCAGUGAUCGCAGCAACAACCCCCCGGACAUCAAGGUUCAGCGGGACGUUGACCCGGCGCAAGUGCCGCUUGCUGGUGGCCACGAAGAUGUGCUGCAGGAAAUGGAGACGUUGCGCAAGCUGCACGCAGAAAAGGAGGUCUCCGUGACCGAACUGACCAAGAACUACAUGAGCUUGGCCCAACGCCACGAAUCGACAUUGAGCCAAGUCGAAGAGUUGAAGAAGGAGGUGCAACAACACGCCAACCGCUCUGCCUCGCCCACGUUCCCUGCAUCGCCCAGCUUCCAGCCAAAGCACGCCUGGCGCCGUAGAUCUGACGAACUCUUGGGACACAAUACUGAUCGUGCAUCCAGAUCGUACGUGUCCAUGAAGACUUUGGUCCUGAACAACUUUGAGGAUCAAGCGGAUGUGCGACAAAGCUUCGAGCAGCACUUGAGCCUGGUCAUGACUGAGCUUCAUGCCCGUUCCGAAAGGGUCACAUCUCUGGAAGCUGAACUCGGUACCCUUAAGAAGGAGAUGGAGAACAAGCAACAGAUUAUUGCUGGCCUGACACGCGAGCGAUCAACCAUGGCGGCAGCAUCGGCUUCUGCUGUUGACUUCACUGUCAUUGGCCAAAUGCGAGACCAGCUUAUGGAAAGCGAAAGCCAGAUCCGAAGCCUCCAUGAGCAGAACGCAGCGCGCGAGAAGGAGCUGCAGGAUGAGGUCGACAAGCUCAAGACGACGCUUGCCGAGCAUCAGCAAAUGCUGGCCUCGAAUCAGCUGCCAACUCCGGUCGACGAGAGCAUACACUCCGAGAUGCCUGGCAACUUCCCGGUCACACCGAUGGAGCUGCCCAAAGAGCUCACUUUCGGAAGCAGACAGGCAACGGGUGGUGCCGAGAACAGACUCUCUCGACUGGUCCAGAACGAGGAGGUGAUGAAGCUCAAAGAAGAGCUUACCUCUUGGGAGACCAAGCACAGAGACGCUAUGGACACCAUGACAACGUCGCAAGCGAAUCUGCUCAACACAAUCACGGACUUGCAGGAGUCACUGCGCAAUGCUGAGAAGACUGCUGGAGCACGAUCUACCAACGGUGGGCUCAGUGAAACUGAGCUGCUGGAGCAGGAGCGCGCCAAGCACAGAGAGAUUGUCGAGACGUUGAACACACAGGUCACGGAGCAUAGAAAGAUCGCCGAUGAGCGAGUCCACAGGCUGGAGCAAUUGCAGCAAGCAUAUGCGAACAUCCUUGAGCAGGUUGACGACAAUUCAAGCUCGCACGAGCUGACGCAGAAGGAGCUCACCACCCACAAAGAAUUGGUCAAGAACCUCGAGAACCAGCUCCAGGUGCAUAAGUCGGCCAUGACAAUUCAUCAAGAGAGUCUCGAAUCAUUGCAGGCUUCCCAUACUAAGGAGAUGGAGGAGCAACAAGCAAGAUACGCAGCACUUGAGGAGCAGCAUGAGCAGGUCACAGCUGACCUGCAGAAGGAAUUGGAGAAUGCCCAUGGCGAGAUUACAGGUCUGUUGGGUAAUGCUUCAUCAGCCUUGGGCUACAAGACCGACUCGUCCCAGCUACACGAGCAGAUCAAGGGUCUCGUGGACGAAGGCAAAGAUCUGCACAGCAGACAUCUCAAGACGACCAACGAGCUAAAAGCAGUGCAGGAAGAGCUCCAGAGCGCCCUCAAUCGCUCUGUUGAGAUGGAAAAUGAGAUGAGUCAACUCAAGGUAGUAAGCGAGGAGAAGGCGACCAACCUUGAGAAAAUGACGGACAAAUACAACAAAGCGGCCGCGCUUGUCGACGAGCUUGAGGAGCAGCUCAACUCAAAUUACGACUCGCAUCAAGCGACUAAUAAGCGAUUGUCGACGAUGCAGUCCGAGACUGUGCAAGCUCGCAUGGAAUUGGAGAGAGAGCUUGAAGAGCAGAAGGCGAGAGCUCGGCAACUUGAACAACAACUCGAGGCAUACAAGCACAUGUCGUUGGCGUCUAACAACUCGUCCAACUAUAACCGCGACUCGUUGUCGCCAGAUGCAGCCGGCGUUGCCUUGGGUCGGACAGGCUCGGGCUCAGGUAACCCGACUGCAGCCAAUCGCAAGUCGGGCGCCACGGCAUUGCCUACACCUCCUCCAUCCAUACCACUUCCUCCCCUGCCAGGUUCGCCGCUCACUGGGAAUCCUUCGAAUGGCUUUGAGCGGGUUACCUCACCAACGCCGACGAAUGGUUCGCCACCCACUUCACGCCAUACUUCUCAGCAACCAGAUUCUCACAUGGAGAAGCUCGUGGAAGAGCAAGAGUCAAGAAUCAGGACCAUCGAGAAGCAUCUGUUCGCCGAGAAGCAGCUCACCGCCACCCUCGAGGAGGCACUGGUGGACCUGGAGACUUCUGCAAACCGCACCAAGUCCGAAAUGGAGAACUGGCGCAAGAAGUGCAACAGCUUGGAAGACGAACUGGUUGGUCUGCGCAAGGAGCGUAGCAGCUCCCGCGCCAGUUUACAGGCUGUCGAGGAAGAGCGUGAGAUGCGUGUCCGCGCGGAACGUGCACGGCAAGCACUCGAGCAACGCAUGCAAGAGCUCAACGCCGGCAAGAAAAAGAAGAAGAGCGGCCUGAACUGCUUCUAG
Fulvia fulva is the source of this 5319-nucleotide messenger RNA. RefSeq names its product Kinesin-like protein KIF21B. NCBI's taxonomy places the organism in Eukaryota, Fungi, Ascomycota, Dothideomycetes, Mycosphaerellales, Mycosphaerellaceae. The coding region runs from base 1 to 5319 and encodes 1772 amino acids. The record is from RefSeq and is a predicted model, not a curated record. Gene Ontology annotation, biological process: mitotic spindle organization; microtubule-based movement. The transcript is spliced from 3 exons. Gene Ontology annotation, molecular function: microtubule motor activity; ATP binding; microtubule binding.